Molecule: messenger RNA, 3796 nt
Organism: Morone saxatilis (striped sea-bass)
Lineage: Eukaryota; Metazoa; Chordata; Actinopteri; Moronidae
Product: multidrug resistance-associated protein 4-like
Exons: 29
Coding region: 150-3674 (1174 amino acids)
Biological process (GO): monoatomic ion transport; transmembrane transport
Cellular component (GO): plasma membrane
Molecular function (GO): ATP hydrolysis activity; ABC-type transporter activity; chloride channel activity
Source: RefSeq, a predicted model, not a curated record
CGUAACACACCUUGUAAGGUGGGGGGGGGGUUGUUUUUGGGGGGGAAGAGGGUGCCGACCUCCAUGUAACUUAACAUGUGUAUUGCCCCCGCCGUAACGCCACUCAGCCAGGAGCAGAAAGUUUUAAAGAGGUGAACUACCGUGUAAUCAUGGAAGAAGUCAGCAGAGCUUCAAAAACCAACCCGGCGGCGACGGCGGGCCUUUUGUCCAAGAUAUUCUUCUGGUGGCUCAACCCGUUGUUUCGCACUGGAUACAAACGCAGGCUGGAGGAAGAUGACAUGUACGAAGUGCUCCCGGAGGACGGGUCUGAGACACUGGGACAGGAGCUGCACAGCUACUGGGAUCAUGAGGUCCAGAUGGCUACCAAAGAGCUGCGGAAACCCAGACUCUCCAAAGCCAUCAUGAAGUGCUACUGGAAGUCCUACGCUGUGCUGGGACUCUUUACCCUCAUUGAGGAGGUCAUUAAAGUCAUCCAGCCGGUCGUCUUGGGGCAGAUGAUUCGGUACUUUGAGAGUUACGACCCAAACGACACGAAAGCUCUGCACCAGAGUCUCGGCUACGCAGCAGGAUUGUCGCUCUGCACCAUUGGCCUGGCCCUCCUCCAUCACCUCUACUUCUACCACGUCCAGAGAGCAGGCAUGAAGAUCAGAGUGGCCAUGUGUCACAUGAUCUACAAGAAGGCGCUGUGUCUCAGCAGUUCAGCCAUGGGAAAGACCACCACAGGCCAGAUUGUCAACCUCCUUUCCAAUGACGUCAACAAGUUCGAUGAUGUGACUAUAUUCCUGCACUUCCUGUGGGUGGGGCCCCUGCAGGCAGCAGCGGUCGUGGGGCUGCUGUGGUUGGAGAUCGGUCCGUCAUGUUUGGCCGGCAUGGUGGUCCUCAUGUUCCUGAUGCCGGUGCAAACCAUGUUUGGAAGGCUGUUUUCCAAGUUCAGGAGUAAGACGGCUGUUCUGACUGACAACAGGAUCCGCACAAUGAACGAGGUGGUGUCUGGAAUUAGGAUCAUUAAGAUGUACGCCUGGGAGAAACCCUUCGCUGCUCUGGUGUCUGAAGUCAGAAGCAAGGAGAUCUCAAAGAUCAUGAAGAGCUCCUACCUCCGAGGUCUCAACAUGGCCUCCUUCUUCUGCGCCAGCAAGAUCAUCGUCUUCAUCACUUUCACCAUAUACGUCCUUCUGGGAAAUCCCAUCUCCGCCAGCCGUGUGUUUGUGACUGUGUCGCUGUACUCUGCGGUGCGACUGACCGUCACACUCUUCUUCCCCAAUGCCAUCGAGAAGCUGUUCGAGUGCCGCGUCAGCAUCCGCAGGAUUCAGGAGUUUCUGAUGCUGGAUGAAAACACAAAAAGGAGACCACCACUGCCUCAGGAUGAAAAGAUGGAUGCCUCAGUGGAGAUACAGGACAUGACCUGCUACUGGAACAAGAGUCUAGAUGCUCCGUCUCUGCAGAACAUCUCCUUCAAUCUGAACUCAAAUCAGCUGUUGGCUGUGAUUGGACCAGUGGGAGCUGGAAAGUCAUCUUUGUUGAGCUCCAUUCUGGGAGAGCUGCCUACUGAAAAAGGGGUGCUGAAGGUCAAGGGUCAGCUGACGUAUGCCGCCCAGCAGCCCUGGGUUUUUCCUGGAACCAUCCGCAGUAACAUCCUGUUUGGGAAAGAGCUGAACACCCAGAAGUACGAGAGAGUCAUCAGAGCCUGCGCUCUAAAGAGGGACAUGGAGCUGCUCCCAGAUGGAGACCUGACACUGAUCGGGGACAGAGGGGCCACACUCAGCGGGGGGCAGAAAGCUCGUGUCAACCUGGCGAGGGCUGUGUAUCAGGAUGCAGACAUCUACCUCCUGGAUGAUCCUUUAAGUGCUGUGGAUGCUGAGGUCGGCAGACACCUCUUUGAACAGUGUAUCUGUGGUAUGCUGAGGAACAAGCCUCGUGUCCUCGUCACCCACCAGUUGCAGUACCUAAAGGCAGCCGACCAGAUUCUGGUCCUCAAGGAGGGUCACAUGGUGGCAAAGGGGACGUAUACAGAGCUGCAGCAGUCUGGUUUGGACUUCACCUCCCUGUUGAAGAAAGAGGAGGAAGAGGAGCAGCCUCCUCAAGACAUCAUCCCCAGGAUGAGAACUCUGUCCCAGAACUCUGUGCUCUCACACACCUCCUCUGUGCACUCGGUCAAAGAUGGAGACCAGUUACCGGACUGGGUGCUGGCUUUCUGUAUAAUCAUCUCCUAUAUUCUCUCCUGUCUCACCUCAGGAAGAGUCUUAAACCGUUUCUCAAAGGACAUCGGCCAGCUGGAUGCUAACAUGCCGUGGACCUUCGUGGACUUCAUUCAGGUGUUCCUGCAGAUUCUCGGUGUGAUCGCUGUGUCGGUAUCUGUGAUCCCCUGGAUCCUGAUCCCUGUGCUCCCUCUCCUUCUCUUCUUCCUCUACCUGCGCCGCUACUUCCUGCAGACCUCCAGAGACAUCAAACGCCUCGAGUCCACAACUCGGAGUCCAGUCUUCUCCCACCUGUCCUCGUCUCUUCAGGGCCUGUGGACGAUCCGAGCCUUUGGAGCAGAGGAGAGGUUCCAGAAAGCCUUUGACGCUCAUCAGGACCUGCACUCAGGGGCCUGGUUCCUGUUCCUGACCACCUCUCGUUGGUUCGCUCUCCGCCUCGACGGCAUCUGCUCCAUCUUUGUUACCGUCACCACCUUCGGCUGCCUGCUGCUCAGAAACCAGCUGGACGCCGGCUCUGUUGGUUUGGCUCUGACCUACUCAGUCACACUGAUGGGAAUGUUCCAGUGGGGCGUGAGGCAGAGUGCAGAGGUGGAGAACAUGAUGACGUCAGUGGAGAGGGUGGUGGAGUACACCGAACUGGAGAGCGAAGCACCCUGGGAAACCCAGAAGCGUCCGCCUCCUGAUUGGCCCAGCAAAGGCCUGGUGACCUUCGACCGGGUCAGCUUCUCCUACAGCAACGACGGACCGCUGGUGCUGAAGAACAUGAAAGCGAUGUUCCGACCCAAAGAGAAGGUUGGCAUCAUGGUGCGGAAGCCGCCCCCACGUGCUGGGAAGAGCUCUCUGGUCUCUGCUCUGUUCCGCCUGGCAGAGCCUCAGGGGAAGAUCUACAUCGACGGUGUUCUGACCUCUGAGAUCGGCCUCCAUGACCUGCGCCAGAAGAUGUCCAUCAUCCCUCAGGACCCGGUGCUGUUUACUGACACAGUGAGGAAAAACCUGGACCCCUUCAACCAGCAUGCUGAUGAAGACCUGUGGAAGGCUCUGGAGGAGGUGCAGCUGAAGUCUGUGGUGGAGGAGCUGCCCGGGAAGUUGGAGACGGUUCUUGCAGAGUCGGGCUCCAACUUCAGUGUGGGUCAGAGACAGCUGGUCUGUCUGGCCAGAGCCGUCCUGAGGAAGAACCGCAUCCUCAUCAUUGACGAGGCCACAGCCAACGUGGACCCCAGGACAGAUGAACUGAUCCAGAAAACUAUACGGGAGAAGUUCAGAGAAUGCACAGUGCUGACCAUCGCUCAUCGCCUCAACACCAUCAUAGACAGCGACAGGAUACUGGUGCUGGACAGUGGUACCAUCCAGGAGUUAGACUGUCCCUUCACCCUGCUGCAAAACAAAGAGGGUGCUUUCUACAAUAUGGUGCAACAGACGGGUCAGGCCGAGGCCACUGCUCUACUUGAGGCAGCUAGACAGGCAGCACAGCAGUCCUGACAUCUGGAGGCCAGCUGAGUGGCAUUUUGAAAGACUGCCUGUCUGCUGUAUAACAGAGUCAAUAUACAAUAAGAAGUCUGUAGCUGAGCCCCAUCAGGACAAAUGAAUAAGGUAAGAACCAU